Coregonus clupeaformis (lake whitefish) is the source of this 3199-nucleotide messenger RNA. RefSeq names its product mucin-2-like. Gene Ontology annotation, cellular component: extracellular matrix. The record is from RefSeq and is a predicted model, not a curated record. Lineage: Eukaryota; Metazoa; Chordata; Actinopteri; Salmoniformes; Salmonidae. Gene Ontology annotation, molecular function: protein binding.
GAGCAGUGUGUGGCCUGUGUGGGGACUUUAAUGGAGACGGCAGAGAUGAUCUUCACCACGCAAGGUCAGAUGAUAGUCAGCAGCCCUGUGGAGUUUGCUAACAGCUGGAAGGUGUCAAGCACUUGCCCCGACGCAGAAGCAAUCGACCCAUGUGGAGCCAGACCCGACCGUCACAACUGGGCUAAGAUGCAGUGCAGCAUCAUCAGAGGGAAGACUUAACUGUGCCACAAGAAGGUAGACCCUGCUCCAUUCUUUGAGAACUGUGUGAAAGAUUCCUGUGCCUGUGAUACUGGCGGAGACUGUGAAUGUUUCUGUACAGCUGUAGCAGCCUACGCCCAGGCCUGCACCGAAGCUGGAGUGUGUGUUGCAUGGAGAACACCAGAGAUUUGUCCUGUGUUCUGUGACUACUACAACGAUCCAGGUGAAUGUGAAUGGCAUUACAGCCCUUGCCAUACACCUUGCUUCAAGACCUGUCUGAAUCCAAAUGGGACCUGUAGCAACCCUAUUCCCAAUCUGGAAGGUUGUUACCCACAAUGCCCUCCAGAUAUGCCUAUAUUUGAUGAAGCGACUGGGGAGUGUGUUGAGGAGUGUAAUGAAACAACAACAACAACAGCACCAACACCAACUACCCCCCAGACAACCACACCACAAACAACAACACCGACAACUGAAGAACCAACCACAACCCCUCCUGUAAACCAUAAAGCUCCUACAACAACACCUAAACCAUCAACUACCAAAGAAGCCACAACUCUACCCACAACCCCCAGGACAACUGAAGAACCAACCACAACCCCCAGGACAACUGAAGAACCAACCACAACCCCUCCUGUCACAGUCACCACAACCACUAAAGCUCCUACAACAACACAUAAACCAUCAACUACCACAGAAGCCACAACUCUACCCACAACCCCCAGGACAACUGAAGAACCAACCACAACCCCCAGGACAACUGAAGAACCAACCACAACCCCUCCUGUCACAGUCACCACAACCACUAAAGCUCCUACAACAACACCUAAACCAUCAACUACCACAGAAGCCACAACUCUACCCACAACCCCCAGGACAACUGAAGAACCAACCACAACCCCCAGGACAACUGAAGAACCAACCACAACCCCCAGGACAACUGAAGAACCAACCACAACCCCUCCUGUCACAGUCACCACAACCACUAAAGCUCCUACAACAACACCUAAACCAUCAACUACCACAGAAGCCACAACUCUACCCACAACCCCCAGGACAACUGAAGAACCAACCACAACCCCCAGGACAACUGAAGAACCAACCACAACCCCUCCUGUCACAGUCACCACAACCACUAAAGCUCCUACAACAACACCUAAACCAUCAACUACCACAGAAGCCACAACUCUACCCACAACCCCCAGGACAACUGAAGAACCAACCACAACCCCCAGGACAACUGAAGAACCAACCACAACCCCCAGGACAACUGAAAAACCAACCACAACCACCCCUGUCACAGUCACCACAACCACUAAUGCUCCUACAACAACAUCUAAACCAUCAACUACCACAGAAGCCACAACUCUAAUGACAACCACAUCAGCAACAACCCAUGAAUCAGUUGUCACUGGUCCAACAUUGGCACCUCCAACAACAGAAAGCCAAGUCGGUCCAACACCAACCACAACUGGAACACCAACCCCACCACCAAUCACUUGUCCUGAGUGGGACAAAGUGCAAAAUGAAACUUUCUGGCUCUGCAACUGCACAUUGGCCAGAUGCAUUGAAAACAACACCAUUGAGAUAAUUCCAUAUAAAUGCCCAGAGCCUGAGCCAAUCACAUGUGCCAAUGGCAAGAAACCAGUGCUACAGUGGGAUGAAUUCUACUGCUGCCAACGCUUCGUGUGUGACUGCGUCUGUGAGGGUUGGGGAGACCCCCAUUACAUCACCUUCGACGGGCUCUUCUACAGCUUCCAAGGGAACUGUACCUAUGUGCUGAUGGAGGAGAUGAAGCCGCGUCACAACUUUAAGAUCUACAUCGACAAUGUCAACUGUGAUCCCACCGAGGAUGUGUCCUGUCCUCGAGCCAUCAUCGUGUCCUAUCGCUCAACAGUCAUAACACUGAAGAAUCACAACCUCAUUGGAGCUGCUCAGUUGGAGGCUCUUAUUGAUGGAGUUUCCCUGAGACUACCCUUCAAACGAAACGGUGUGAAGGUGAUGACCUCUGGUAUCAACAUGGUCUUGGAGAUUGCACAUCUCCAGGUGGUAGUUACCUUUGGUGUCACUGGCUUCAGCGUCAACCUUCCUUGGCAACACUUUGGCAACAAUACACAGGGACAUUGUGGAACAUGCAACAACAACCAGGCAGAUGACUGCAUGCUGCCUGGAGGUCAGCUGGUGGAGAACUGUGCUGUGAUGGCAGACUACUGGCCAGCCCAGGAUCUCUACCAGCCCGACUGCCCUGUGCCACCUGGAAUCCCCACCAACUCUCCUCUCCCUGAACCCACACAGAAGCCAUGCAAGCCAGAGUCCUCUGUCUGUGAUCUCCUGAAGGACAGCGUUUUUGCAGCCUGUCAUCCAUUUGUCUCACCUGACAACUUCUACCAGGGCUGUGUCUAUGACAGCUGCCACGUGUCCAACCCUGCGGUGGAGUGCACCAGUCUGCAGACAUACGCUGCUGCCUGCGCCCAGUUUGGAGUCUGCAUCUACUGGAGAAACCACACCACGCUAUGUGCCAGCGACUGCCCAGUUGACAAAGUCUACAAGCCCUGCGGUCCUGCCGAACAGCCAACCUGUGACGACAAUCCAGACGAGUCUAGGAUGAACGUCACCACAGAAGGCUGCUUCUGUCCUGAUGGGAUGAAACUCUUCAACAAGGACUCAGGGAUCUGUGUCGAUAAGUGUGGAUGCAUUGAUCCUGAAGGUGUUCCGCGAGAGUUCAACGAGAGGUUUGAGUACAAGUGCCAGGAUUGCGUUUGUAAGGAGUCCACCAAGAUUGUGAGCUGUGAACCCAAGGUCUGCUCCAAACCCCCAGUAGAGAUAUGCACUGGUCCAGGCUUCGUAUAUGUCAACCAAACCGAUCCAUCCGAUCCAUGCUGCUCCAGCCUCGUCUGCCGUUGUGACAGCAGCACUUGCCCGCCUACCAACAUGAACUGUCCUAUUGGGUUCCUGCCAGUGGUUUCUGUCCCUGAGGGAAAAUGCUGUGCAGAGCAUACAUGUG